AAACAUUUCGAAGAUUCAGUAUCCUGAAAGGUGUCGCCUUUUUUCCAGUCCUGAGACUUCCAGUUUGUCUUAAACUCUGAAGACAUCAGCCACCUUCAGCCCCUUCAGCAUCUGUCCCAGCGCAGGAAUGUUCUCAAUAUUGGUCACCGUGGGCCUUCUCUGCACAGCCACUGCCACUGCUGCAGUAAUGGAAGUGACUCAGCCAGCAAUGGUGUUGGCGAACAGGCAAGGAGUCGCCAGCUUGGUGUGUAAAUACAAGCACAUUGGGAAUGCAAAGGAAAUUCGAGUGACUCUGCUUAAACAGACGGGUGACCGAUUCACUGAAAUUUGUGCUUCAACCUAUACAACGGAGUUUAAAAUGUUCAGUGUGGAAGAGGUCAUUCAGUGCCAUGUUAGCCCUAGCCGAAACAAUGUGACCCUCACCCUCACUGGCCUGCAAGCUAAUGAUACUGGUCUUUACGUCUGCAAGAUGGAGCGGAUGUACCCUCCACCUUAUUUUAUGAACAAGGGAAAUGGGACGCAUCUCUAUGUCAUUGAUCCAGAACCUUGCCCAGACACUGCCAUAUAUCUCUGGGUAUUAGGAGCUACUGCCUCAGGAUUUUUUCUUUACAGUGUCAUCAUCUCAGCCAUUCUCGUGGGCAAAGCGAUAAAGAGAAGACGAUGUCUCACUACUGGGGUAUAUGUGAAAAUGCCUUCUGAAAAGCUAGAGAAAAAAGUGAUUCCAUUCCACAUCACUGUUAAUUGAAAUAAGGAAAGAGAGAAACCGUUCCUAGCUGGGAUGGAGAGUCCACUAAUUCACCUAAGUUAAAGAAAUAAAAUUGUCUUAUCACAAAGGUGUGCGGGAAGGAGAGAGAAUAUUCUUUGUAACUUCUAUGGUUUGGAGGAGAAUAAAUAGUUUAUGCAUUAAUAUUUCAAGGUUAACCCUGUCACUUAAAAAUGGCUACAUUAGGCCAUUGAUUCUUGGAGUUGUAUUGUACCAAUAUGUAGUCUAUAUAUAUACACAUGCAUAUAUGUAUAGCAUUAAGAGCUAUUGCUGUUGCAUCUUACUGUCAAAUUUCACCAUGUCUACUGAUCAACUGAAAUCCAAACACUAUUACAACAGAGGCUUUUGUGUCAUUGCAAGGCUGAUCCUAUAGGUCUGGGGGGCAGAGGCAGAAGAGCACACUAAUGUACGAAGGAAUGUUGACUUGUUUCCCUGCAUUGCUAUUUAUUGGUCCCAUUUCUGGCAUUAGUGCUCUGCGCUUCCACAGAGACAUCACCGUAGGCUGGCACUGAUGACACUGCUGCUCUGAAAGCCCGAUCUCAUCUCUUUUCACCGGCAUUGUGUCCCAGCAGUGCCGUGCUGGAGUUAAUAUCAAUGAUAUCUGAGCCAGUGCUGACAGCUCUGUUGGAGAGAAAGGCUGCCCAGCAGGAGCCCUCUUAGGCUGUUGCUGGGAGGUUGUUCCAGCUCUGCUGGGGCCUUGCAUUUUACAAAUGCUAAAUUAGCAUCUAUCCAAAAGGCAGAAGUAUGUUGCUGUGUUUAACUGAGUCUAUUUUCCAUGAAAAUACCAACAGUGUAUAAUCUUGUUUAUUAGUUAUGUACCAUUCAAUAAAAACCUUGAAGCUUUGCCCAAA
Molecule: messenger RNA, 1614 nt
Organism: Balearica regulorum gibbericeps (East African grey crowned-crane)
Lineage: Eukaryota; Metazoa; Chordata; Aves; Gruiformes; Gruidae
Gene: CTLA4
Product: cytotoxic T-lymphocyte associated protein 4
Biological process (GO): immune response; regulation of T cell proliferation; negative regulation of regulatory T cell differentiation
Cellular component (GO): external side of plasma membrane; membrane
Source: RefSeq, a predicted model, not a curated record